UUGAUUUAAUAAUCGUAUGUGAUUAUAAAAUCGGUGAAUAGAAGAGAGUUUUAAAGUACUAAUGUGAUGGAAUCUAUAAACCAGUGCCACUGCUGCCUGCAGCGGCCUUCGGCGAAAGAUUUGAGGACACCGUACACUCGUCUCGGCAUAACGGAAAUAUACUCGGUCAUGAUCGAAGAAUGCUUUGUAAUCAAACUGACACCGAGCAACAAUGGCAGGAGUGGUAUCUGCCAGGUGUGUCUGGGGCGGCUGCGGGAGGCGUGCCACUUCAAGAUGCAGGUGCAGCACUGCCAGGCCGAGCUGCAGGAGAGGCUAGAGGGAGGACUGAGGGUCAAAGAUGAGGAAGGCUUAGAUGAACCUGAAGACGGUGCGUGCAGCGAGCCUUCCGAGCUGUCUCUGUUGUCUUCAGCCGGCGAGUACGGAGUUAGCUCGGCGCCUCUGUCCCUGCGCUGUAGGCAGCAGCUCGCGCUGGCGUGCUCCGUGAGGCUCGAGCGCCUCCGCCACUCCCCGCGCGCGAGCCAGCCGUGUCCCGACGUGACGUCACACCGCGAGCCGAGCCCCGCCAGCAGGGUGCAGAACGUGCCCGCUCACACACCCGCCGAGCAACAAACCCAAACACACGAUACUCGCCCUACACACACCACACACAACUCUAGUUUAAUCACACAUCAACAACACCAUAUCGCACCGCAAAUGAACAAGCAGACCUACUAUUGCGACAUGUGUAGUCAGCAAUUUACGACAAAACUUACUUUAAUCCGACAUAUCAGAACACAUACACACCCGGAACAUACCUGCGGAGUUUGUAAUGAAGCAUUUCAAAAUAACUUAUUACUGAAUAAGCAUUUAAGUUUGCACUCAGCGGAGAGACGGUACGUGUGUGGAGAAUGCAACAAGCAAUUUGCAACAAAAAGCAUUUUGUAUAUACAUAGAAGAACCCACACUGGAGUCAAACCAUUCAAAUGUAAAGUAUGUAACAAGCAAUUCAAAGGAAGAAAUGGUUUAAAGUACCACGAAAGAGUCCAUAGUGGCGUGAAACCAUACAAAUGUAAAGAAUGUAGCAAAGAAUUCACACACAAACAUUCUUUAGUUAUCCAUGAAAGAAUCCAUAGUGGAAUGAAACCAUACAAAUGUAAAGAAUGUAACAAGCAAUUUACAACAAAACAUUACUUAGAGACGCACAAAAGAGUCCAUAGUAGCGUGAAACCAUACAAAUGUAUAAAAUGUAACAAGCAAUUUGCACAAAAAGGUAAUUUAGAGACCCACAAAAGAAUCCAUACUGGCUUGAAACCAUACAAAUGUAAAGAAUGUAACAAGCAAUUUACACAAAAAACUAAUUUAAAGAUCCACGAAAGAGUCCAUAGUGGCAUCAAACCAUACAAAUGUAAAGAAUGUAACAAGCAAUUUACACAAAAAACUAAUUUAAAGAUCCACGAAAGAGUCCAUAGUGGCGUCAAACCAUACAAAUGUAAAGAAUGUAACAAGCAAUUCCAAGGAAGCAAUGGUUUAAAGUACCACGAAAGAGUCCAUAGUGGCGUGAAACCAUACAAAUGUAAAGAAUGUAACAAGCAAUUUACACAAAAAAUUCAUUUAACGAUCCACGAAAGAGGCCAUAGUGGCGUGAAACCAUACAAAUGUAAAGAAUGCAACAAGCAAUUUACACAAAAAACUUAUUUAAAGAUCCACGAAAGAGUCCAUAGUGGCGUGAAACCAUACAAAUGUAAUGAAUGUAGCAAAAGAUUCACAACAAAACAAUCAUUAGUUAUCCAUGAAAGAAUCCAUAGUGGAAUGAAACCAUACAAAUGUAAAGACUGUAACAAAGAAUUCACAACAAAACAAUCAUUAGUUAUCCAUGAAAGAGUCCAUAGUGGCGUGAAGCCAUACAAAUGUAAAGAAUGUAACAAAGAAUUCGCACAAAAAAAACAUUUAGUUGCCCAUGAAAGAAUCCAUAGUGGAAUGAAACCAUACAGUUGUAAACAAUGUGACAAGGAAUUCACACUAAAACAUAAUUUAGUUAUCCAUGAAAGAAUCCAUAGUGGAGUGAAACCAUACAAAUGUAAAGAAUGUAACAAGCAAUUUACACAAAAAAUUCAUUUAACGAUCCACGAAAGAGGCCAUAGUGGCGUGAAACCAUACAAAUGUAAAGAAUGCAACAAGCAAUUUACACGAAAAACUUAUUUAAAGAUCCACGAAAGAGUCCAUAGUGGCGUGAAACCAUACAAAUGUAAAGAAUGUAACAAGGGAUUCACAGGAAGAGAUGGUUUAAAGUACCACGAAAGAGUCCAUAGUGGCGUGAAACCAUACAAGUGUAAAGAAUGUAACAAGGAAUUCACGGCUAAACAAUCUUUAGUUUACCAUGAAAGAAUCCAUAGUAGAAUAAAACCAUACAAAUAUAAAGAAUGUAACAAGCAAUUUACAAGAAAAUAUGAUUUGGAUGUCCACAAAAGAGCCCAUAGUGACGUGAAACCAUACAAAUGUAAAGAAUGUAACAAACAAUUAACAAGAAAAGAUCAUUUAGAGAUCCACACAAGAGUUCAUAGUGGCGUGAAACCAUACAAAUGUAAUGAAUGUAACAAAGAAUUCACACAAAAAUAUUGUUUAGUUAUCCAUGAAAGAAUCCAUAGUGGAAUAAAACCAUUCAAAUGUAAAGAAUGUAACAAGCAAUUUAAUAGAAAAUAUUAUUUAAAGAUCCACAAAAGAGUCCAUAGUGACGUGAAACCAUACAAAUGUAAUGAACGUCACCAGCAAUUAAGUCAAGAAGAUAGUUUAGAGACACAUAACAUGAGUCACAUCGGAGAGAAGCCGUAUAGAUGUGAAGAAUGUAACAACCACUUUACAUUAAAAUCUGAAUUAGAGAGACAUAAAAAAAUACACACCGAUGAACAAUCAUACGAAUGCGAAAUAUGUGAAACACUUUUUUUCGAUGAAACAAGUUUAAUGAAACAUAUUGAAACACAUAUAUCCAAGAUACCAUAACUUUUUUGUUUUGUAAAAUGGUUCAUAAUAGCUGUUUGAAUAAGUUGCUUAGUUACCAAUACCAAUUACCAAUCAUUUAUUCACAUAUUUGACAUUACAUAUGUACAUUUUAUGAUGAACCACCGUUACCCAGUUUGCGUUUGUAACAGCGCCAUCUCUUAGGAAAUUAGGACUUCUAACUAAAUCGGCUCGAACAUACUCCCGCCUAAAUGACAGAAUGUCAUUUCUUAAUAAAACCAACAUUACUAAAAUUACUAAAAAAAAUCUUCUCUUCGAUAGCUCGUGUGUAUACUGUCUUCACUUGCACCAUCAUCAUCUGUAUCACUUCCACCUUUCUUUUUAGAUUUAGAAACUCAGCCUGCCAGGGCUUCCAGAGACAAAUUCUCAAAUUUGGAAGGAGGAGGCUAUUAGAGGAUUGUCUAACGGCCAUGAGUCGGAUGUUUGAUGAACUUCGAAUCUUCCUCUCUCUUUGUCUUACUCUCUGUUUUCUCUCACACAUAACAACCUCAGUAGACCUCCAGCAGUUUGACGCUAUCUCUUCUUUUAUGACUCCUUUCUCGUAUAAUUCUUCUCUUGUCUCUUCUGUUAUAUGGUUCUUUAUCUCCUCUGUGAAUUUUAACUUCUUUGACAUGUGGUAAAACUCAUCUCUUAAGUACAUGCCAAUGAAAGAUCGAUCUCUUUGCACGUCUUCGUUAAUCUCUUCUAUUAUCUCUCGUUUAUACUCUGGUUUGAAAUCUCUUCUCAUCUCUGUAGCUAUUUUAGCUUUUUGCUUCGAUUUUGCUCUCGUUUGAACUAUAUAUCUUGCUUGAACGCUUGCUUGUUUUCUAUCUCGUAGUUUAUGGUUUCUGACUCUUUGGAUUGGUAAGGUGUACUUUGGUAUUCUCUCCGCAACAAUGAAUGAUGGCUUUUGCUUGUUACUUCUUGAAACUCUUUUUUUAGGCUUAGUGAAUGAUUCUGCUCGCAUAAUUCUGGUUUAUCUACUGGUAUCGUGUGAAAUGACUGUGACUUAACUGUGACUUCUGAUUGCACAUUGAUUUCCUCUUUUGUGUACGUAUUUGUAGGCUCGAAUGAUUGGGUUGUUUCUAACAUGGGUGGUAAAUUGAAAAUACUCAAGGUCUUUGCUUCUUCUUCCCAUCGCUCUAGGACAUCUGUUAUAUCAGCUAUCAACGCAAUAUACACUUCCUCGCACUCGAAAUAGAUGUUAUUCUUAAAAUACUGUAAAGCGUCUUGUUCCGCCAGCUUCACUUGCUUCACUAUUAAUCUAUGGUUUACCGAGAAUCUGCUCCAGUAUUCUUGCAAAGAUUCUAAUCUAGUUUUCAUAUAACCGAUCGUAAGUUUCUUGUUUGAUAGAUUUUUGAAUUUUUCUCUAGCUUUUAAUAUUCUAUCAUACGUAAAUUCUUGUUCCACGAUUAAAUCUUGCAAUGCUUCCGACAUCUUGAUGUUUAGCUUUUAAAAACUAACUGAAAUCUCAACUUGAAAUAGAUAUCUGAAACUUGAACAAGAACAUGGUAGCUACCUAACUCAUUUGCGCUUCUAGGAUUAAUUCACAAACAUUCUCUUGCUUGGCUAACAAACCCGGUAAUUCUUGAGACAUUUUGAGAUAACUAUUCUUUGAAAACAUGAAAAUUCACACCGAAAUCAUGAUUGUUUUUUUUGACAUGGAAAAAAUUUUGACGUGUUCUAUUUCUGAAAUCUUGUUUUUUCCAACUCAACAAAUUCUUAUCUUGUAAAUAGCACUGAUUUAUAGCGGCGAAUUUUCUGAGUUUACUCGUAGGUCUUAACAUAUAUUUUAUUAAUCUUAUCUUCCCGAAAUCUUUAAUUAUAAUUUUGUAAUUUUGAUGACAAUUUUGACUGACGGCUUCUCGGAAUAUUUCUAAAUGAAAAUGAAAAAUGAAAAUGAAAAAUUAUAUAUUUAGGUAAAGGUUUCGUUUUAACAAUACAGUUAAUGGAGUCUCCUAGUAAGUAUAAUUAUACCUGUGACAGGAGACCCCGCUCUUCCCAGCUAACAUUUUUGUUCUAACAAUUUAUUCGUUAUACAUUUAAAAUUUGAUUUAGUUUAGUGUAAUCUAAUCUAAAAACUACCUUACACUAACUUAAGCUAAAAUAUACAUUUUUAUUAUUAUUAAGUGUGUGCGUGUGUGUGUGUGUGUGUGUGUGUGUGUGUGUGUGUGAGUAUGAUUCUACUAUUAAUACAUCUAUACUGCAAAAGAAAUAAGGGAUUCUAUUUCUUCAUAGGUUAAGGAUUUCAGUUUUUCUGUAACUGUAAUUUUACAUUUGUUUGAUGUCAGGUUAUAGAUAGAUACAUAAUUAUUUAUAGCAUUGUAAAGUCUGGCAGAUUGUGAUUCAUAUUGCCUUUUUGCGAAUGCAGACUUACAUAAUGGUACUGGUUUUACUCUUAAUGUCCUUCUUCUGGAAUUUACGCCCUGAUUGUAUUUAACGGUAUGGUGAAUUUUUAAUAUUGUUCUUAAAAUAUAUAGCUUUCUCAUAGAGAGUAGACCUGUGGUCCUAUAUAGCUCUUUAGUGGAAAAGCGUUGAGGUUUAGAGAGCAUAACUUUAAUUAGGCAUCUUUGUCCUCUUUCAACCUCGAUGAAUUUGCUUUUAUUGCCACCGCCCCAGACUGGAAAUGUUCUAACUCACUGACACUUUAGUUCGAUUUUAGAUUCUAUUGUCCUGUAAUUAAAGUUCACUUUUAAAUGCACUGUCUAUGUCACUUAAGUCGUUUCACUUCUCAACUCGAAGGACCACUAUGUUUGAAUAAGUUGCUUAGUUACCAAUACCAAUUACCAAUCAUUUAUUCACAUAUUUGACAUUACAUAUGUACAUUUUAUGAUGAACCACCGUUACCCAGUUUGCGUUUGUAACAGCGCCAUCUCUUAGGAAAUUAGGACUUCUAACUAAAUCGGCUCGAACAAUAGCUCAUAGUGUUUUAUUCGGGUUCAGUCAAUAGAAUUUCACUCUACUGCUAUUCACGUCACCAUAUUACUGGGUACAUUUUCGCAGACAUAAUAUCGUAUAGUGGACCCAGAGAAACUAUGCUAACGUCUAUUUUUCAAUUGCACAUGUGAAUACAGAAGGCAAGUUACGGAAAGUUUCCAAAAAGUUCGAAAAGUUCUUGAAAAUUUCACAGGAAACAAAAAAACGUUUCAUUUGGUCUUUGAAAUACAAUUUGAAUUGAAGUGCAGUUAUCAAAUACAGAAAAGACACUUCCUACACAACCGAAGUUCGACAGCGAUUCAAGGACGAAUCAUGUUGUCCCCUUUCUAAUGAAUGGCACUAUCCCUUUCGGCUGUUUAGGGUUGUCAGAUUUCGAGUAAUUUUCUUAUCGGUGGUUGUGAACCCAAGGGAACGUCAAGUUGUGGCAACCCUAAUAAUUCCUCGUAGCGAUUCUGAGCCGAGAGCGGCCGAUAAGUCGAGUGUCACGCCACUGUCUAAAACAACUCAUAUUCAUAAAACUUUACUGGCCUGAUUUAGUUGAAUUAUAUUUUAUCCCUUUCUUACAUACGUACAUAAGUCAGAAUGACAGAUAAGGGUUUAAACAAUGGAUUUUUUAUGUGUGAAAUGCGAGUGAAUUGCCUUUAAAAAAACCCGUAGGAGUCGGAUCAAAAACUAAGUAAUUAGUCCGACUUACGCUUGACUACAUAUUUGUAAUAGGUUUUCCUGUCAUCUAUAGGUAAAUAUCUAUUUUAUGUAUUUUUUUCAAAAUUAAAAUUUUGGGUCUAAAGACCCAGUAGUUUCGGAGAUAAAGGGGGGGAAUGGUUAUUUUUUGCCUAUUUUCUUGAAUUACUUCUAAACUAUUUAUUUUGAAUUAUAAAAAUAAUAUAUUUGUCAUUCUUACAUUGAGCUCUUUCAUUUGAAAUGUACAUAACACGAUGUAUUUUGAAUUUUUUUUUCCCAUUUACCCCCCAAAAGUGGCCCCCAUGUUUAAAAUUAAUUUGUUUCCGUUACAUGUCCGUCUUUGGGUCACAAACAUACAUACAGUGUACCAAAUUUUAACUUAAUUGGUCCAGUAGUUUCGGAGGAAAUAGGCUGUGACAGACGGAUAGACAGACAGACGCACGAGUGAUCCUAUAAGGGUUCCGUUUUUUCCUUUUGAGGUACGGAACCCUAAAAAUGUACAAAAUACAAAUGUCAAUAAUUUUUAUAUGCACUAUUACGCUGAAGUAAAUUAGUUUAUAAUAA
This is a messenger RNA of Cydia fagiglandana, 7155 nucleotides long. RefSeq names its product zinc finger protein 709-like. The record is from RefSeq and is a predicted model, not a curated record. Gene Ontology annotation, molecular function: zinc ion binding. The transcript is spliced from 5 exons. Bases 67 to 2976 code for a protein of 969 amino acids. NCBI's taxonomy places the organism in Eukaryota, Metazoa, Arthropoda, Insecta, Lepidoptera, Tortricidae. Gene Ontology annotation, cellular component: nucleus.